Molecule: messenger RNA, 471 nt
Organism: Ustilago hordei
Lineage: Eukaryota; Fungi; Basidiomycota; Ustilaginomycetes; Ustilaginales; Ustilaginaceae
Exons: 4
Coding region: 1-471 (156 amino acids)
Biological process (GO): Arp2/3 complex-mediated actin nucleation; regulation of actin filament polymerization
Cellular component (GO): Arp2/3 protein complex; cytoplasm; actin cytoskeleton
Molecular function (GO): actin filament binding
Source: RefSeq, a predicted model, not a curated record
AUGGACAACUUUCGCAAAAUCGACAUUGACCAGUACGAUGAGGACGUGAUUUCGAACGAGGAGCUGGUGGAGCCAUAUCCCAAGUCACCAGAACAGGCACUAUCAGAUGCCAAGGCAAAGUCGAUCGAGGUUAGGACGUUGAUCGGACGAGGAGAUAUUGCAGGAGCAUUGGCCCUCAUUCUCACAGAUUACCCUUACGGACCCAAUGUUGUUGAAGCAAAGACCAUCACAUUGCAAUCGCUACUGGAGAUCGUCAACAGCACCAAAUCGAGCGACAUCCCAGCUGCCGUCAAAGCGACCUCACUCUACCAGCGUGACGCACUCAUGAAGUACCUCUACAAGGGUCUCGAACUCGGCGGCGAAGAAGAAGGCAUCAACUGCGCUGUUCUUCUUGGCUGGCAUGAACGCUUGACGGAGGUCGCAGGAACAGGAUGCAUCGUUCGUGCCAUGUCGGAUCGUCGUACUGUUUAG